GAAAAAAACACAGAAGGCUGUGUGUGAAGAGAGAGUAAGCGAGGUGGGGAAAAAAAAAAGUUUUGAAGCCAACGGUUCUGGAGAGAAGCUAUCAUCUCUCACGCCUCAGGGUUGAAGACGAGUCCGGUCCACCAUCCGACGGGAGGGGAGGGGAGGAACCCACCUCGCAUGAACCACUGCCACUCAACUGGAGGUCAAGACCUGAAGGAGCUGAACUAACCGGACACCUAUUUCUCCCUCAUCUGAAACACCACCUGGGCAUCAACAAAAAUUAGGAGACCACAGGAACAACCUCGUAUCAUCCUCGCUUGGUACAACAAUAACAACAGCCAACGCCACAACACAAACAGACAACAGCGGCGAGGCCAACGCUCCCGUCCACCCUGCCGUCCAGACUACAGUAUGCCCUGCCAGCCACGGCACCCGUGCCGCUGAUGCAGGCCGUUGGCAUGAUCUCUCACUACCCUCUGGCCACGCUGCUGCCAUGGACCCCGGGGCCCCACCACCACAGCCCUGACCUGGACAGCCCCCUGCUGCUGGAGGGAGAGGGAGGGGUGGCCUUGCAGCGCUACCAGCCACGCUCCCCCGAGAGCAACCCACGCCACUGGAGCUCGGUGCAGGACUGGGGGGAGGAAGUGGAGGAGGGGGCCAUCUACAACGUGACGCUGAAGAGGGUUCAGAUCCAGCAGGCGGCCAACAAGGGAGCAAGAUGGCUGGGGGCGGAGGGGGACCGUUUGCCUCCUGGCCACACGGUGAGCCAACUGGAGACCUGCAAGAUCCGGAGUAUUCGGGCCGGAACACUGGAGCGCCUGGUGGAGACGUUAUUGACGGCAUUCGGAGACAAUGACCUCACGUACACCUCCAUCUUCCUCUCCACUUACAGAGCCUUUGCCGGCACACAGACUGUUCUGCGACUGCUGCUGGACAGGUAUGGAAGUGUAGGAGAAAAUGAAGGAGACACAAACAGAUGUCAAGGCUCCGAAUCCAAAGGAGCCAUCAGAAAUGCGCUGGCCUCUAUCCUGCGUGCCUGGCUAGACCAGUGUCCGGAGGACUUCCAGGAGCCCCCAGACUACCCCUGCCUCCACAGGCUGAUGGACUACCUGCAGAGGGCCUUUCCAGGAUCUGAAGCUCUCAAACGGGCACAUGGUCUGCUGGAACACCUGCAGAGUCAAGCCAACGUAGACGACACCGACAGUGGUUUCCAUGGUAACAGCUCUUUCUGCUUGGGGGAGGAAGAGGAGGUGGAAAUUGAGGUUCAGGAGGACUUCUUGUCAUUUCAGGCUGACUUGGUAGCCGAGCAACUGACUUAUAUGGAUGCGCUGCUGUUUAAGAAGGUGGUACCUCACCACUGCCUGGGCUCAAUCUGGUCUCAGAGGGAUAAGAAGCAUAACAAGCACAGCGCCCCCACUAUCCGCGCUACCAUUACGCAGUUUAACGCUGUGGCAGCCUGCGUGGUCAGCACGGUGCUGAGACACAGGCAGAUCAGACCGCACCUCAGAGCACGGGUCAUCCAGCGCUGGAUAGACAUUGCUCAGGAGUGUCGUAUACGUAAGAACUUCUCCUCUCUGCGAGCCAUUGUGUCAGCGCUACAGUCCAACCCUCUCUAUAGACUGAAAAGGGCAUGGGCCUGCGUGCACAAAGAUAGCAUGCAGACGUUUGAGGAGCUGUCGGACAUCUUCUCAGACCACAACAACUACCUGACCAGCAGAGAGCUGCUCAUGAGGGAGGGCACUUCAAAGUUUGCCAGUCUGGAGAGUUGUGCCAAAGAGCACCAGAAACGUACCCACAAAAGACUACAGCUGCAGAAGGAGAUGGGAGCCAUGCAAGGGACAAUACCAUACCUGGGGACCUUCCUAACAGACCUGACGAUGCUAGAUACAGCCUUACCUGACCUGGUGGAGGGUGGCCUGAUCAACUUUGAGAAGAGACGCAGGGAGUUUGAGGUGAUCGCUCAGAUCAAGCUGCUGCAGUCAGCCUGUAACAGCUACUGUCUGACCCCCGACCCCGCAUUCCUCAGGUGGUUCAAGAGUCAACCCCAGCACAACGAGGAGGAAAGCUAUGCCUUGUCUUGUGAGAUUGAGGGCCUCGGUGACAGCAGUCCAACCUCACCCAAGCCUCGAAAGAGUAUGGUGAAAAGACUCAGCCUGCUGUUUCUGGGAGCAGAUGUGACAGCAGCCAGUUCUCCAGCCAGAGAGAUGCCACGCUCGCCCCCUAAUGGCAGUUCCGGGGAGAGCAUGGACUCGGUCAGCGUGUCCUCCAGUGACUCAAGCAGCCCUUCAGACAGCGAGGGACUCGUGCCCAUACACACCUCUGAAACCCAGCAGAACAAGCUAUCGGAGUCCUCUUCUUGUACCUCUCUCCACUCCAUGGACACCGGCUCAUCUUCGGUCAGUGUCCCACCGACCCCUGCAUCCCCAUCACUCCCCGGCCCCCCCUGCACCCACAGGCGCUCUGUUUCCCUGACUCCUAUGUCUCCCAGCUCCCCGAGCCAGACCCCAGCCUACAACACCCAGGCCCAGGACGCCUGCAUCGUAAGAGUCAGUCUGGAGCAAGGCAAUGGGAACCUCUACAAGAGCAUACUGCUGACCAGUCAGGAUAAGACUCCUGCAGUGAUUUCUCGAGCCAUGGCCAAGCACAACCUGGAGAUGGAGCCGGAGGAGGGGUACGAGCUGGUACAAGUCAUUUCUGAGGAAAGAGAGCUGGUGAUUCCUGACAACGCCAACGUAUUUUACGCCAUGAACACCUCAGCCAACUUUGACUUCCUGCUGCGGGUGCGAGGCUCAGCGGGGCGGCCAGUCCAGCUGCGUAGCCGGUGUAGUUCCACACUUCCCCGCACGCAGCACCGUUCCAGCCUCUCCCUCAGACUCAGCAAGGUCACUCUGUGACCCCGGACUGUAAAACACUGACCCAGCAAUUCGCCCUUACGCUCCUAACCUGGGACGAUACAGUACAGGGGCUGGGUGUUGACAUUAAGGGGGUGAGGAUAAGAGGCUAUAUAGUUUGGGGAUGAAUAGUUAUUUGGAUUGGAGGAUGCCAAGGAGUUCUAACACUUGAUGGAGUAGAAAUGGAUUCAUGCUUAGACUUCUAAAGAACACCAGUUAAUCUCCCUACCUUUCCUCUUGUGCAAUCCCCAUGAUCCCAGUUUCAACCCGUGCUGUGCCAUCUCUGCCGCCCCCGUCCCUUCCAGCCCCCUUGCCAAACCCUGCUAUGGGCCGUGGAUGUGUAGUGUGACUGCUGUGCCAGUGGAACUAUAGACGAUCAUGUAGCGAUGCCUGUGACAGAGUGAAGCAGUGACCCCUAGUGGCCACAACUCUUCACAACAAGAGGUUUUUGCACACUUCAUAGGAGAAGCCUAACUCCUGACCUCCAACAGUAUUCUCCUUUUAUCGAAUUCCCUUUUUCCUGUGAUGUCUAUGUAGCUGAAUUAUAAUAUUUUGGUCCGAGAUGCAUGGGAAGAUGAAUGGAGAGAUGGGCGGAUGCCAAGGAUAAGUCGACUGGGCAUCAUGUUGCCUUUAUUGAUGAAUGAAUGGACUCCUGUGUCUGUCAGUGGUCCAAUUGAUUGACUGGAUUGACAGGAGCUGUGAUGUCAUUAGCUUCCCUUUUCUGCCAUGUCUGUCAUGUCUGUCUCCUCCGUGUGCACAGUGUGCACAGUGUAUUUUCUGCCCCUCUCAUAUUGUGAGCUGUGUGACGAAUGCAGUGGAGAUGCGUUCCGAUUGGUUCGAUAACUUGGUUUUAACAAGUCCUUAAAAAAUAUCCAAAUGGCCUUAACCGCUCCGUGUCUAGGGGUCUUUAGACAGAACCCCAGGUGUAUUGCAGCCCCAGAAAACUGUUCCCUCACACGCGCUUCUGCCUUCCAAUAUUCAGCCUCUUGAGCUCCUUUCAUAAAGGAUUACUCAGUCUUGUGUACCAACUUCGCUGCAAUUAAUUGCAAAAAAAAAAAACUUGCUAUGAAGCAUGUGAACAAGAGCAAGAGUGGGGGGGGGGAGCAUCUUACUGGACUGAAAAGCACCACUAAAUUCUCACAAAUGAUGCCAACUCUUACCUGCCUGCCCUUCAUUAUCUGAACUAUAGACUUGCACUUGUUAGUAGGUAUUGAGAUGCCAGUGGGAUGUGAAUAUAGGGGAUUGGGUGGGCUACUGUGAUAGUCGCUUUUUCCCUCGUCACUUAAAUGAAUUACCAUGUUUGUAUUUUUUAUUUUGUAUGUUUUUUUUGUUGUUUUUUUUUACAUCACUGUUCAGGCCAUAAAAUGUGUAUCAGCUUAGAGGGUGAUAAGAGGUUUUUCGGUGAAUUGUAAACGAGUUUAGAAAAUGUCAGGAAAAAAAAAAAAGCCAGUGCCAGAUUUUGCUGUGAUGCAUUUGGAAAUCCUUACUGAGGGAAUAGUUUACCUACACAAGUGUGCACACGAGUACACGGGUAAACACACACACACAUAUAUAUAUAUAUACAUGUACACACACACAUACACACACAAAACAACAUCCAAAAGCUAGCCACCCCAUGCCCGGCAACCAAAAUCUCAUGUUACGAGCCCUUUCUGUGCUGUGCACACUUUCUUGUCCAUUCUCAUGCACAACCACCCUCGCACACUUUCAAAACGGUCACACGUGUCGGUAGACACACACUUCAACUCACAAAAGUUGCCGUUUUUUGUUUUUUUUUCAAUAUGAGGGUUAAAACACCAAGGGUCUAGUUAAAUCAUGCCUCGCUCACAUGUCAUUACAACCACUUGGGGUUCCCUGGGUUCAACAGUCGUCCGUGUGUGCCAGGUGUAAUGUUACCGGCCCACCAGGAAACACGUUGGACUUGUGUGUGUUACUGGCCAGGCCGUCCCUUUCAUUUCUUCCCAGAUAAGCACUUGAGACAUUUUCCGCAUGAAAUCACUUCAGUAUCAGUUUGUGUUCUUCUUCACUGCCAAAGACUCUUCCUCCACCUUAAUAAAUUAUUACUUGGA
This is a messenger RNA of Lampris incognitus (smalleye Pacific opah), 4951 nucleotides long. It is a transcript of the gene rgl1, whose product is annotated as ral guanine nucleotide dissociation stimulator-like 1. Gene Ontology annotation, biological process: positive regulation of GTPase activity; Ras protein signal transduction. Lineage: Eukaryota; Metazoa; Chordata; Actinopteri; Lampriformes; Lampridae. The record is from RefSeq and is a predicted model, not a curated record. The coding region runs from base 435 to 2885 and encodes 816 amino acids. The transcript is spliced from 18 exons. Gene Ontology annotation, cellular component: plasma membrane. Gene Ontology annotation, molecular function: guanyl-nucleotide exchange factor activity.